Messenger RNA from Medicago truncatula (barrel medic), 2055 nucleotides. Its product is annotated as flavonoid 3'-monooxygenase. Bases 224 to 1756 code for a protein of 510 amino acids. Lineage: Eukaryota; Viridiplantae; Streptophyta; Magnoliopsida; Fabales; Fabaceae. Gene Ontology annotation, molecular function: monooxygenase activity; oxidoreductase activity, acting on paired donors, with incorporation or reduction of molecular oxygen; iron ion binding. The record is from RefSeq and is a predicted model, not a curated record. The transcript has 3 exons.
ACUAUAUGACACACCACCAAUUCAUUCAUUCAUAAAAUAUAGAACCAGCACAGGGUUCAUGGCAUAGCAUAUCAUAUCAUAUCAUCAUCUUGAGAUUUUGAAUCUACGCGCCAUUGCUCACUAUUGUUUAGAAGAAAUUACACUUGCACAAUCUUCACUAAAAAUAAUUUUGCACCUGCACUUCCCAGUUUACACACGCAACACAAUCUGAGCAACAACAGGCAUGUCUCCAUUGAUUAUUGUCUUUGCUACAAUUGCAGCAGCGAUUCUCAUUUACCGUCUCUUAAACCUAAUAACCAAACCUUCCUUACCUCUUCCACCCGGGCCAAGCCCAUGGCCCAUCGUCGGAAACCUACCUCACAUGGGCCCAGUACCACACCAUGCCCUAGCAGUCUUGGCCCUUAAACACGGUCCUCUCAUGCAUCUUCGUUUGGGCUACGUCGACGUGAUUGUCGCGGCUUCCGCCUCGGUCGCUGAACAAUUCUUAAAAGUUCAUGAUACCAAUUUUUCUAGCCGGCCAACUAACUCCGGCGCCAAAUACUUAGCAUAUAAUUAUCAAGAUCUUGUUUUUGCUCCUUAUGGACCACGGUGGCGUUUGUUAAGGAAAAUAUCGUACGUUCACAUGUUCUCUUCUAAGGCUUUGGAUGAAUUUAGACACAUACGUCAGGAAGAGGUAGCAAGAUUGAUCCGCAAUUUGGCAAGUUCAGGGUCCAAAGCAGUAAACUUAGGACAAAUGUUGAAUGUAUGCACGACAAACGCAUUGGCUAGGGUAAUGAUAGGACGGCGAGUAUUUAAUGAGGGGAAUGGUGGGUGUGAAUGUGAUCCUAGGGCUGAUGAGUUUAAGUCUAUGGUUGUUGAACUUAUGGUAUUGGCUGGUGUUUUCAAUAUUGGUGAUUUUCUUCCUGCUUUCGAGUGGUUGGAUCUUCAAGGUGUGCAAGGUAAAAUGAAAAAAUUACACAAAAGAUUUGAUACAUUUUUAACAAGCAUUAUUGAGGACCAUAGGAUUUCUAAGAGUGAGAAGCACAAUGAUUUGUUGAGUACGUUGUUGUCACUCAAAGAAAAACUUCCUGAGGAUGAAGACACACUCAAUGAUACUGAGAUCAAAGCAUUACUCUUGAACUUGUUCACAGCUGGAACAGAUACAACAGCAAGCACAACAGAGUGGGCAAUUUCUGAACUGAUAAAAAAUCCAAAACUUAUGGCUUGUAUCCAAAAUGAGUUGGACACUGUUGUGGGACGAGACAGAUUGGUAACUGAACAAGACUUGACCAACCUUCCUUACUUAGAGGCUGUUGUGAAGGAAACAUUACGUCUUCAUCCAUCAACUCCUCUAUCCCUCCCACGUGUUGCAACACAAAGUUGUGAGAUCUUUAACUAUCAUAUCCCUAAAGGUGCUACUCUAUUGGUCAAUGUUUGGGCCAUAUCACGCGACCCUAAAGAAUGGUCUAACCCAUUGGAAUUUAAGCCAGAAAGGUUUCUUCCCGGUGGUGAGAAGUUUGAUGUUGAUGUUAGGGGAAAUGACUUUGAGGUGAUACCUUUUGGUGCUGGACGUAGAAUAUGUGCUGGUAUGAGUCUUGGUCUUAGGAUGGUUCAACUUCUUACAGCAACGUUGGCUCAUGCAUAUGAUUGGGAGUUGGAGAAUGGUGUAAGUCCAGAAAAGCUUAAUAUGGAUGAAGCAUAUGGGCUCACCUUACAGAGAGCAGUGCCUAUUUUAGCCCAUCCUCGUCCAAGGCUUUCACCUCAUUUGUACUUGUAAUCAUCAUCUUUUCGAGUUUGGCUUAAUGCCCCUUGCCUUCAUCCAAUCAUCGUUCUAUUAUUAAAAUUGUGGAUACUCUCAACUUUUUAAUAAAGCAAGAAAAGUUUACAUUACAUUCAAGUUUGCUUGUAAACUAUUAAUGGGCCAUAGAGGACAUUUUGCCUUUGGGCUUGGUUGCUUGUAUUUUAUGUUGACAAAAAAGAAGAAUAAACUAAGAAACGUAAAACGUUUGUAUUUGCUUGUCAGUUGUAAAUUGUAAUUGAUUAAUGAUGAGAUCACCACGAUUUCUAUUGUUGUUA